Terrapene triunguis (Three-toed box turtle) is the source of this 681-nucleotide messenger RNA. Its product is annotated as oligodendrocyte transcription factor 3-like. Gene Ontology annotation, molecular function: protein dimerization activity. The transcript has a single exon. Lineage: Eukaryota; Metazoa; Chordata; Testudines; Emydidae. The record is from RefSeq and is a predicted model, not a curated record. The coding region runs from base 1 to 681 and encodes 226 amino acids.
AUGGGUUCCGACGUGGCCUCCCCCUCCAGCAGAGCCUCGUCCCCAGAGCUGGAGGAAGCGGGCAGCCCCGAGCUCCUGUGUGAAGCCUUCCCAGCGGCUCGCCAGCAGGGGCCCGGGGCGCCCAGCCCCAGCGGCGGGGCCGGGGCCGGGGGGAAGCUGCGGGGCAGCAGGACGGAGCAGUCGGACGACCAGCGGCGGAAGGUGAACAGCCGCGAGCGCCGGCGGAUGCACCACCUGAACCAGGCGCUGGACGGCCUGCGGGAAGUGAUGCCCUACUCGCAGGGGCCGGCGGUGCGCAAGCUCUCCAAGAUCGCCACCUUGCUGCUGGCCCGCAACUACAUCCUCACGCUGAGCAGCUCCCUGCAGGAGAUGCGGCGGCUGCUGAGCGAGCUCCACGCAGCGCCCCGCAGCCACCCGCUCCCCCAGGUCCGCCCCAUGCCCCCCGCCGCCGGGGCGCAGAGCCUGCCCCCCUGGCCCUCCGCCUGCUCCGUGGCGGCCGCGGCUGGGUACCUGGGCUUCCGAGCGGCUCCGCAAGAGACUCACCGCACGGCAGCGGGGCCCCUGGGCCCCUUUUACAGACGCUACUCCGGCUUGCCCUGCCUCUGCUCCUUAUGCCAGGCCGGGCCCCAGGAGCUGCCAAGAACGGCAGCCGCCCCGUCCUGCCUCCGGGCAAGCAAGUGA